CUGAGUACAUAGCAGCCCAUUGCUGGUCCGUCCCACAACAUAACACGAGGUGAUGGCCUACCUCCCUUCCUCUUCCCCCCUCACCUCCUCCGCCGCCCACCGCGCCUCCAAAACCCUAACCCUCGCCUCCCUCUCCCCCGGUUCCAUCCUCCAUCAUGCCUUCUCUUCCUCAUCCUACUCCGACCUCACUCCAGCCGCCGCCGCGGCCGGCGAUCCUGGCCCCUCCGAUCAGGAUUCCAGCUCCGCCUCUCCUCCUCCUUGCCGGGAGAACUCCACGAAGAAGGAAGAGCAGCUGCACGAGACCAUCUGCUACAUGAUGGCACGGCGGCCCUGGACCACCCGCCUCCAGAACUCCAUCCGCUCCCUCGCUCCCUUCGACCAGUCCCUCGUCCUCGCCGUUCUCCGCGGCGCCCGCCAUCCCGACCACGCCCUCCACUUCUUCCGCUGGGUCGAGAAGACUGGCUUCCGCCAUGAUCCCGAUACCUAUCGGGAGAUCAUCUUGCUCCUUGCCCGCGCCUCCAUGCUCAACCACGCCCGUUGCAUCCUGCUCGACGAUAUGCCUGACCGCCUCGUUCCCCCUUCCGAGGACAUGUUCGCCACCCUCAUCGAGGGCUACGGCUGCGCCCGCAUUCCCCAGGAAGCCGUCAAGAUCUUCCGCCGCCUCCCAGAGCUCGGCGUCACCCGCACCAUCCGCUCCUACGAUGCCGUCUUCAAGGCCAUCCUUCGAUCCGGCCGCGUCGCCAUGGCCAGGCGCCUUUUCAACGCCAUGAUCGCAGAGGGCGUCCUCCCUGGCCUCUCCACCUACAACACUCUCCUUUGGGGCUUCUGCCUCUCUAUCAAGAUGGAGACCGCCCAGCGCUUCUUCGCUGACAUGAAGGAGCGGGGAAUCGCUCCGGAUCUCGUCACCUAUAACACCAUACUUAACGGUUGGUCGCGAGCGAAGAAGAUGGACGAUGCCGAGAAGGUCUUCGCUGAAAUGACUGCGGCUGGUUUCGCUCCCAAUUCCAUCUCCUACAACAUCAUGAUCAAAGGCUACGUUUGCUCUGGCAGGGUGGACGACGGGCUGCGGAUGUUUUCGGAGAUGGGCGAGAAAGGCCUGACGUUUAGUGAGAAGACAUUUGCAGCUCUCAUGCCGGGUCUCUGUGAUGACGUUGGGAGAGCUGCAGAAGCUCAGAAGGCACUAAAUGAGAUGGCCAAGCUACGGCUGACUCCAAACGAUAAGUCCAUAUUCCUGAGGCUGGUCACUUCACUUUGCGAGUCGGGUGACUUGGAAGGGGCACUGGAGGUGCACCGGAAGACAUCCCAGUUCAAUCACGUUGUAGUGGACCCAAUGCAGUAUGGUGUUCUGUUGGAGAGCUUAUGCAAGGGAGAAAAGCAUGAGAGUGCUAUAGCAUUGCUCGAUGAGCUUCUUGAGAAAGGGACGAUGCAGAGUCCUCAAUACCCCACCCUGGAGCCAUCUGCAUACAAUCCAAUGAUCGAGUACUUGUGUGAUCAUGGCGACACAAAGAAGGCGGAGGCUUUCUUCAGGCAAUUGAUGAAGAAAGGGGUCGAUGACAAGGUUGCCUUCAACAGCUUAAUCCGUGGGCACGCAAAGGAGGGGAUGCCAGAGGCUGCUUCAGAGAUACUCACUAUCAUGACUCACCAUGGGGUCCCGACUGAUGCUGAUUCUUAUGUCUUGCUCGUUGAGAGUUUCUUGAAGAAAAGUGAGCCGGCGGAUGCAAGGACAGCACUGGGCAGCAUGAUGGAGCAGGGGCACUUGCCGAGUGCAUCUUUGUUCCGCUCAGUGAUGGUGGCACUUUUUGAUGAUGGCCGGGUUCAAACAGCUAGUCGUGUGAUGAAGAGCAUGAUAGAGAAGGGGGUGAAAGAGAACAUGGACAUGGUCCAUAAGAUCCUGGAAGCACUUUUCAUGAGGGGUCAUGUUGAGGAAGCCCUUGGGCGAAUCAAUCUGAUGAUCAUGAAUGACUGCACUCCUGACAUCGACCACCUGCUGAUUACUUUAUAUGACAGCGACAAGGCAACUGAAGCCCAAAAGCUGGUGGAAUUUGCUUUGGAGAGGGAUUGUGAUGUCAGCUUCUCAAGCUAUGACCGGGUGUUGGAUGUGCUUUAUACCGCAGGGAAGACACUGCCAGCCUACUCGAUACUGUGUAAGAUUAAGGCCAAGGGAGGAGUUGUGGAUAAAAAGGGCUGUGAUGAUAUAAUCAAAAGCCUCAUUGCAGAAGGGAAAACGAAGCAAGCUGAUAUUCUGUCGAGGAUCCUGGCAGGGAAGGCACCCAGUGGAAAGAGUGGUGAAAGAGUUGCAAUGGAUGCUUUCUGAAGUACGUGGUAUCAGAUUGGUCACAUCUUCUGUAAUUUGGGCACUUGUUUUUUACAUAUUCGGAUCCAUAAGUGGACUCGCAGACAAAACCGGUAUCCGUGCAGGUUAUUUACUAGUUUCAAAUAAAGAUCAAAGUAUGGGUAGUCUUUUCCCUC
Molecule: messenger RNA, 2469 nt
Organism: Musa acuminata AAA Group (dessert banana)
Lineage: Eukaryota; Viridiplantae; Streptophyta; Magnoliopsida; Zingiberales; Musaceae
Product: large ribosomal subunit protein mL102 (rPPR5)
Exons: 1
Coding region: 53-2314 (753 amino acids)
Molecular function (GO): protein binding
Source: RefSeq, a predicted model, not a curated record